This is a messenger RNA of Scomber japonicus (chub mackerel), 1275 nucleotides long. RefSeq names its product flotillin 1a (gene flot1a). The coding region runs from base 1 to 1275 and encodes 424 amino acids. Gene Ontology annotation, cellular component: plasma membrane. The transcript is spliced from 12 exons. The record is from RefSeq and is a predicted model, not a curated record. NCBI's taxonomy places the organism in Eukaryota, Metazoa, Chordata, Actinopteri, Scombriformes, Scombridae. Gene Ontology annotation, biological process: regulation of receptor internalization; positive regulation of cell-cell adhesion mediated by cadherin; positive regulation of endocytosis.
AUGUUCUACACCUGUGGUCCCAACGAGGCGAUGGUGGUGUCAGGGGUCUGUCGCUCUCCUCCCAUGAUGAUAGCUGGAGGCAGAGUGUUUGUCAUCCCGUGCAUUCAGAAGAUACAGAGGAUUUCCCUCAACACCCUGACUCUGAAUGUAAAGAGUGAUAAAGUCUACACCCGCCACGGAGUUCCCAUCUCUGUCACCGGGAUCGCGCAGAUGAAGAUCCAGGGUAAGAACGAACAGAUGCUGGCUGCAGCCUGCCAAAUGUUCAUGGGAAAAUCAGAAGCGGAGAUCGCCCAGAUCGCCCUGGAGACGCUGGAGGGACACCAGCGAGCCAUCAUCGCCCACCUAACUGUCGAGGAGAUCUACAAGGACCGCAAGAAGUUCUCAGAGCAGGUCUUCAAAGUGGCCUCCUCUGACCUGGUCAACAUGGGCAUCAGCGUGGUCAGUUACACGCUCAAAGACGUCCACGAUGACCAGGAUUACCUGCAUUCUCUGGGGAAGGCUCGCACAGCUCAGGUUCAGAAAGACGCUCGCAUCGGAGAGGCCCAGAACAAGAGAGAUGCUGUGAUCAGGGAGGCCCAUGCAAUGCAGGAGAAAGUCUCGGCUCAGUACAAGAAUGAGAUAGAAAUGGCAAAGGCCCAGAGGGACUAUGAGCUCAAGAAGGCGGCCUAUGACAUUGAAAUCUACACUAAGAAGGCUGAGUCUGAAAUGGCGUAUCAGCUGCAGGUAGCAAAGACGAAGCAGCGCAUCGAGGAGGAGAAGAUGCAGGUCCAGGUGGUGGAGCGGGCUCAGCAGAUCAUGCUGCAGGAGCAAGAGAUCACCCGCAGGGAGAAGGAGCUGGAGGCCAAGGUGAUGAAACCCGCAGAGGCUGAGAAGUACCGCCUGGAGAAACUGGCAGAGGCUCAGCGUCUUAAGUUGAUCAUGGAGGCGGAGGCUGAAGCUGAGACCAUUAGGAUGAAGGGUGAGGCUGAGGCGUUUGCAGUGGAGGCCAAGGGUCGCGCUGAGGCAGAGCAGAUGGCGAAGAAGGCCGAGGCCUUCCAGCAGUACAAAGAUGGAGCCAUGGUGGACAUGCUGCUGGAGAAACUGCCUCUGAUGGCAGAAGAGAUCAGCAAGCCCCUGUGUGCGGCAAAUAAGGUUACCAUGAUAUCCAGCGGAGACGGAGACGUGGGUGCUGCCAAACUGUCCGGCGAGGUGCUGAACAUCAUGACCCGCCUCCCUGAGGCGGUAGAGAAACUGACUGGUGUCAGCAUCUCCCAGGUGACCUCUCGCACAGGCUAA